GUCUUCGAUACCAAAGCUGCGCAGACGCUUAACUUCUAACCCUGACCUUGACUUCGAGCGUAGCAAGAGUAACAAUGGGUGUGGUAAAGGCCCGUGUGAGUCAGGAGGUUGUAGUCACUAGAGUUCAGGACCUCAAACGCAUAACCCCCACGAGUCGUAGUAUAAAAGAGGUCAUUUUUUCCCUAUUUCUUACCUUCCAGCACUCCCAGCUGGGGCAGACGCUGUACAAGAUGUCGUCUUCUACAACCCCGCCCUACCCUGUCGCCGAGCUGUUACUUGUAUCGCCCUUGGUGCCCGGCGGCAUUGCCCUCUCUUCGAAAAAGCGACGAAUCACGCCCACAGUGGAAGCACUGUCACCGAAGAGAGUGGCAGUCAUCACUAAGCCCGGGGCUGUAAGUCCUUUGGUCAACAGCCUUGAUUGCUCUACGUUCCCGAAUCAGUUCGGAUGGCCUUCUCAAGCUGAAUUAGUUCACAUCGACCAGCGUUUAUCUCUGUACAAAGACAUCCCAUUUCCGCCCAAAGAGGACAUGUCAGCACAAGUGCAACCUCCGCCAGCACGCCGCCUUGUUUUCACGUUUGAUCUCCGCGACAGCAUGGGCGCCUGGGCUGACCCAGAAAACGAAGAACUUCUGAGAAGCGUCUUUCCUGAGACUACUGGAAUUGCCUGUGAUGGAUUCUUCUUGUGUCUGAAGCUGCGUACCCUACCGCCGAAACCGUGGCCGUUGACCAUUGCUGGACUGCCGCUGUACCUCCAUCCGGACCUCGGCGAAAUAGGGUUCGGGAACGGUCCAAUGCCCAUCGCCCGGCUUGCUUCGUGGAGAAAUGGCUCCAUCGCAGAAGACCAAAAUGGCCGAAAUCUAGAGGACUGGGAACCGCUCUUCCUGCUUGUCAGGGAUCAUUUCAUAAAGCUUGAAAUCUCAAUUACCCAGGUUAUGUACGUCGGACACGCCAUGAUCAUUGCUCUGGAACACCGCACCACGGACAUGAACAAGCUGCCGUUCCAAGCGGCGAAAGUCACCUGCCUGUACAUUUUUGAUGAUGAGUUGGUCAAACCAUCAAUGCCGCAUGCGCGCUGCCUUCUUGAUCCUGCGCCGGGAAACCCAGAUGUCAGCCAAUACGACCAUCUACAGCCAGGGCUGAGAGUGACAUCUGCUUUCUUACCAAACAGUGACAGCCCAUAUACCUUUCUGGGGACAACGACUGGCGUGCUUCUGAAAGAUAGAGUCGGCAAUGAAUCCAUGACCGUGGCCGCUCAUGGAUUCCCCAGCCAAUGCGGCACGAAAGUCUUUCACGCAUUACCCAACGGCGACCGGGAGAUUGGCGAGCUCAUCACAGAAGUUUCGCAUACAGACAUCGCCCUCGUCAAGUUGGCCAACACAGAAACGUUCUCCAACGUCACGUUCCAGAACGAUGUCAUACCGGAGCCUAUCCAGCUUAGGAGACUGCUUCCUGCAUCACAACGUCAAAAAAUUCGCGAUGUCUGCCUAGAUUCACCUGAUACAGGAUUCAUCGAAGGUCAACUCAUGUGUUCGGCACGCGAGAGAGUCUCUUGCGAUGUUAUUGAUGGCCCACCAGAACAGAAUUGGAUUGCUACAACCUGGAGCUAUAUGGGCCAGGAUGUAGCAGAUAAUCUCCCAGAAGAAAUAUGCGGUAGUGCUAUGUGGGACGUGGACGGAAAUGUCUUGGGGUUUUUCAGAUAUGCUCCGAAGGCAGGAGCGCUGAGGGAUUGGUGCGUCGGAAUUGCUGCGGAUGAGCUCAUUAACCGAGGGUAUACCCUCGUCGACACGAGCGAUAGGACAUAAGGGUUAGACAAUUCUGUCUGGGAAUAGAGAAGCAAGGUGUGGAGGUAUCAGCUGGGCCGAGGUGCCCAGAGAAUCACAGGUCGAUGCUAGCUUGGCGGAACUAAGCCAGCAUCUCCAGAGUCCUGGGAGCAAGCCCAACAUGGAGGAAAUGCUGGGAUGACAUGAGAUGAGUCGAGAACUUGAAUACCCUAUGGCUUGUUGAUGCUUUUCCCAGAGGUAAAAUGGUACGGGAAAGUCUGUUCAAUGAUCUUUGAGUAGCAGAUGGCGGCAGAUACAAUCUGACUUGUUCUGAACGAGAAAGCGGCACACGCUCGCUGUGCGAAGACUUUUGGUUCGUUCUGCCUAAAUUAACUGGUACAAUGGGCCAAGUACCCGCAAGGUAGCGUUCAAACGACCUCGGGCACGGCAAUAGCUGAGUGGGUGGUUUCGCGGACAAGACAUAGCCGGAAGCACCGUCGUAUGGUCGCAAAUGCUGCGAAAGUUCAGGACCUGGUGUGAUCUUUUCCCCCAGGUCGAGCCUGUGAGAUGGCCCUUAUAGCCCCUUGUAAAGCGCAGCGAGCAAGUUGGCCAACAAGGCAUGUCAGGAAUAUAGUCCUUUGGCCCAUAUGAGUACGCACAUAAGCCUCAGGCC
This is a messenger RNA of Exophiala dermatitidis NIH/UT8656, 2433 nucleotides long. RefSeq lists its product as uncharacterized. Bases 75 to 1802 code for a protein of 575 amino acids. The transcript has 2 exons. NCBI's taxonomy places the organism in Eukaryota, Fungi, Ascomycota, Eurotiomycetes, Chaetothyriales, Herpotrichiellaceae. The record is from RefSeq and is a predicted model, not a curated record.